Dryobates pubescens (Downy woodpecker) is the source of this 1571-nucleotide messenger RNA. It is a transcript of the gene FNDC9, whose product is annotated as fibronectin type III domain containing 9. The coding region runs from base 138 to 800 and encodes 220 amino acids. Lineage: Eukaryota; Metazoa; Chordata; Aves; Piciformes; Picidae. The record is from RefSeq and is a predicted model, not a curated record. Gene Ontology annotation, molecular function: protein binding. The transcript is spliced from 2 exons.
GGCAGUGUGUGAGGACGGGAUUUAGCAGAGGCAGGAGGGAGGUGAGCAGUGAGAAGAGGGGAAGGCACUGCCUGCUUGCGGCCACGCUGCUCACCAGCACCAACAGGCUACCGCCGACCUGCCUGGGGAGGGGCACGAUGGACAUAGAGGUACACAACAUCACUUACACCAGUGCCACCGUCUCCUGGGCCAUGAACAACCCCUGUCCAGAGAACUAUUACCACGUCAUGUACCGCCCCAACUGGAACAGUGUCUUUGCUGGCUACCUACGCCAGAACUUCCACCGUGAGGAGCGCGUUCCGCACCCCCUCAGCUCCCUUGUCCUCCAUCAACUCACACCAUCCACCAUCUACGUCCUCUGCAUCACCUGCAAGAACUCUUACCCCUCCAGCAACCACUGCACCACCUUCCACACUCUGGACAAAACCCCUCUGGUUUUUGGUGGCUCUAAGCAUGAACCGACCCCUUCCAUGUGGAUGGUGAGCAGCCUGCUGCUCCUCUGCUUCACUGCUCUCCUGGCCUAUGGCUGCCUGCAGUUCUGGUCAGCACGGUGCCACCGGGCUGCGAGGCUGAAGCAUCCUGACACCAGCCCUGAAGACAUGGGUGAAGGGAGCAGCUCACCAGAGGGGCCACCAAAUGACAGACUGAGAGAGGAGCUUCUGGAAGUCCCCAUGACAACUGUGCUAAUGAGAAGCUCCAGUUUUAUGAGGGAGAGCCCAUAUAGCUCCCCUCAGUGCUUUUUUUCCUAUAAAACCAGUGAUGACAAAAGAGCCAUCUUGCCACAGCAUGGCCUUCAAUGAGAACAAAAUAAAGGGACACCCUGCUUGGAGGUUUGGUUCAUGCUGCUCCUUCCUAGCUCUUGCCCACAGGACUGCCGGUGUGUCCAUGGAGGCUGUUUGUACCAGAACAUGUUGAAGGGAGAAAGAUUCUUGUCAAGUGGCAAAAAUAUUCUCAUUUGCUGAGGUCUUGUAAAAAGAAACCAAGUCAGGUCCCUGCGGGCUGGGUUGACUGCAGUGUCACUAGCCAAUCUGCACCAGUGCUGUAGGUUCACUCCAGAGUCAUCAAUCAACAUGCACAAAAGAAACUCCACUCAAGUAGUUUCACUCUUGAGUGAUUCUCCAUUAGCAUCACACCCCAAGCCCUCAUAAUGCCUGUAUGCAGAGUCAUCAUGGCCUGACAAAAGAGCUUUUUCUCAGUAGCAAGUACUCUGUAUUUGCACACAUGAGUAUGCCUGGAAUUCCCAUUCUGAACUACAAAUGAGAUUCCUGAAGUGGUAUCUUCCUUGGGAAGGAGCACUGCUUUAGAGCUCAAAUUUGCUCUCCUCUCUGUGCAUUUAGAUGGAUUUCCCUUGCUGUCAGGGCCAACACCAAGCACAGAGCAGUGUCAGCAUCUCCUAGCAUAGGCAUGUUAUGGAGAAGACUAUGGGAAAACAAUAAAAACAGCACACUGAAUCUGCUUCUUGCAUGGCUUUUCCGUUUCAGACAGCAACGUGGCCCUGCACAUUUGCACCUGCUAUUCUGUUAAUGUCCUAGUUCUUGCAUUUCUUUCUUCCUAAAUAAAUGCUUCCACCA